Molecule: messenger RNA, 266 nt
Organism: Podarcis lilfordi (Lilford's wall lizard)
Lineage: Eukaryota; Metazoa; Chordata; Lepidosauria; Squamata; Lacertidae
Source: the annotation of a GenBank genome assembly
UGCAGCCCCUGGCGCAAAUGGGCAUUACCCUGCUGCCCCAGACUACAGCUGUUGCCUUUGCUACUGGUGUCGUAGUUGCUGCUGCUGCCGCCCCACCUAACACAACCACCAUGCAGGUGCUGCCUACUAUGUCUAGCAACCCAAUGCCUGUGCCUGCUGCCACUGCAGCCGUUGCCACUCCUCAUCCUCAAGCUGUCCCAGCUGUGCUGAAGGUGACAGGCCCAUGCGAGGCAGACAGAGUUCAGAAAGAAAAGAAAUCCUAUUAA